AUGGAGAUUUGGUUUUUGUUACUCAUUUUGGUCUCUCUCACAAUCUCUUUCCUUCUCCAACUCCUCCUCCUCCGUCACCGCCGUAACUCCUCCUCUCAUCCGCUACCUCCGGACCCAAACUUCUUCCCUUUCAUCGGAACCCUCCACUGGCUCAAAGACGGCUUAGGCGGUCUCAGCUCAUACCUCCGCUCCGUCCACCACCGUCUCGGCCCAAUCGUCACCCUCCGCAUCACUUCCCGUCCCGCCAUCUUCAUCGCCGAUCGCUCCCUCGCUCACCAAGCUCUCGUCUUAAACGGCGCCGUUUUCGCCGAUCGUCCACCCGCCGCUCCGAUCAGCAAAAUCGUCUCGAGCAACCAACACAACAUCAGCUCCGGAUCUUACGGAGCCACGUGGCGUCUCCUCCGCCGAAACCUCACCUCCGAGAUUCUUCACCCGUCGCGUAUGAGAUCUUACUCUCACGCUCGUCGCUGGGUUCUCGAGAUUCUCUUUGACCGGUUUCGUAACCAUGGAAGCGAAACACCGAUCGUCCUCGUCGAUCAUCUCCACUACGCCAUGUUCGCGCUUCUCGUUCUCAUGUGUUUCGGAGAUAAGCUUGAUGAGAAACAGAUCAAAAAAGUCGAGUUUGUUCAGAGACGUCAGCUUCUUAGCUUCUCCAGAUUCAAUAUCCUCAAUCUCUUCCCUAAGCUAACCAAAUUGAUUUUCCGGAAGCGAUGGGAAGAGUUUUUCCAGAUGCGGGAAGAGCAACGGAACGUUUUGCUACCGUUGAUUCGCGCUCGGAGAAAGAUCCUCGAAGAGAGGAAGAAGAAGGAACAAGAAGAUAACAACAAAGACUAUGUGCAAUCAUAUGUUGAUACUCUGCUAGAUUUGGAGCUUCCACAUGAGAAGAGAAAGCUAAACGAAGACGAAAUCGUGAGCUUGUGCUCGGAGUUUCUCAACGGCGGGACGGACACAACCGCGACCGCGCUGCAGUGGAUCAUGGCGAAUCUCGUGAAGAAUCAAGAAAUCCAAGAGAAGUUACACGAGGAGAUCGAAAGAGUUAUCGGAGAAGAAGCGAGAGAGAUCGAGGAAGAAGAGGCGCACAAGAUGCCGUAUCUCAAGGCAAUUGUUUUAGAAGGUCUCCGGAGGCAUCCUCCCGGACAUUUCGUCCUCCCGCACAGUGUUACAGAGGACACUGUGCUGGGAGGGUACAAGGUACCGAAGAAAGGUACGGUCAACUUCAUGGUGGCGGAGAUUGGGAGAGAUCCCGCGGUGUGGGAUGAACCAAUGGCGUUUAAGCCGGAGAGAUUCAUCGGAGAGGAAGAAGCGGUGGACAUAACGGGGAGUAGAGGGAUCAAGAUGAUGCCGUUUGGAGCGGGGAGGAGGAUUUGUCCGGGGAUUGGUUUGGCAAUGAUGCAUUUGGAGUACUAUGUGGCGAAUAUGGUGAGAGAGUUUGAGUGGAAAGAGGUGCAAGGUUGUGAAGUUGAUUUGACGGAGAAGCUUGAGUUCACUGUCGUUAUGAAACAUCCGCUUAAGGCUCGUGCGGUGCCUAGGAGAAGUUAA
Messenger RNA from Microthlaspi erraticum, 1539 nucleotides. The record is from the annotation of a GenBank genome assembly. Lineage: Eukaryota; Viridiplantae; Streptophyta; Magnoliopsida; Brassicales; Brassicaceae.